Paramecium sonneborni is the source of this 2123-nucleotide messenger RNA. The record is from the annotation of a GenBank genome assembly. Lineage: Eukaryota; Ciliophora; Oligohymenophorea; Peniculida; Parameciidae.
AUGAAUUUAUUGAAGAAAAUCUUCUAUAGAGAAUAGCCAAAGCAAACGGAAAGCUAAUUCUUUAGCCCUAUGAAUGAAAAGAUUGAAGAAUUUUAAAAGAAGUUAAACGUAUUGCCUUACGAACAUAGUCAAUAUGUUAAUGAAAUUAUCUAACAGAUUAAUUCUUAACUCAAAGACUUAAGGGAUUAUGUUUAAUCAACAAAAUUCUAUGUAAGCAAAGUCUUUAUAUUUUAUAUUGUUUUUUUAGGUACUACUUCUGCAGGAAAAAGUACUUUCAUAAAUUCCCUUUUGGGUUAAUAAAUAUUGCCUUCUAGAAAUUAAGAGUGCACUUAGAGUAUGAUUCUAAUCUCAUACAAUGAAAGAAUUCUUUUAAAUGAUUAAGUUAUCAAUUCUUUAGACUAAGCUCAGUCACUUUUAUUAGAAAUGUAAUAAAAUUAAAAAUUUGAAAUUGUCAAUCUUCAAGUUCCUUCUCUUUUUCAUCAAUAACUUCCUCUUGAUUUGAGAAGUAGAAUUGUAUUUGUUGAUACGUAUUCUUAUUCAUUAUAUAAAGACCGGGAAUCAAAAUUAGUGAAUAGAAAAUUUAUGAAAACCAUUUCUAAUUGAUUGAUGAAUAAUUAAUUGGCAAUAAUCACAGAAUUAAUCUAUGGAUUAGCAAUUACACUACAUUUGAUAAUGAUAAAGAAUUAUAAAAUCAAAUAAUUAAAAUUUUUACACCUAAAGCUUAAUCAUAAAGAUUAAAUAAUUAAAAUAGUUCCUUAUCGGAUAUAAUUGUUGAAGAUUUUUAAGAAAUUUAAAAACAACAAUUAUUAGCCAGUACAAAUAAUAGUUAAGAAAGCAAUGAAUAGUUAUUAAUAUCUAAUAAGUCUCAAAUAGCUACAUUGUUUUUUAUUCUUAAUAAAUAUGAUGAAAAGAAAGGAUCUGAAGACAAAAAUAUUGAUCUUAUAUUAAAAGAAAUAAGUGAUAUUAUUGGAAGUUAGAAUAAUAUAUUUAAGAUAUCUGCUUUGAGAGCUAUGAGAUAUAGAAUUCUAAAUUAUGGUAACAAAUAAGCUAUUGAUAAAUUAAUUUAAUCUUAUUUUAUAGAUUUUAGAGAUAUUGAAUAAUUUAUAACAAUAGAUGAUUGUAAAAAAUAUUGCGAUUAAAAAAUUAAGAAUAACCCAAAUCUCUUAUAAAAUUAAGAUUAUGAAAGAUUCAACAACUAAUUAACUUAAUCUAUCAAAAAGGAAAUUUGUGAAGCUUUUUAUGGAGAUAUUUAUAUUUAAAUAACUUAAUCUUUGAUCUUUCUAGAAUUUGUUAUCAACUCUUAAUAUAUUAAUAUGGAAACAUAGUUAUAUGAAAAUUUAGAAGAAGUAAUUAAUAACUUCAUAGAUCUUUAAAUUAAUCAUUAUUUUGAUUGGAUAAAUAUAUUUAAAUAAGAUGCUUUAAAUUAAAUUACAGUAAAUUUUAAAUAUAAUAUACCAAAAUCAUCAGAAGAUCGUUAAAAAAUGAUUAUUUCAACCUGCACCUCAGCAUUAAAAACACUAAUUGAAUUAGAAAUCAAAAUAUUAAAAUUGAAUGAAAAUAUUAAAAAUGCCAUAAUAAAAAAAAUAGAAUCUAUAUUUUCACAAUAAAAGAUAAAUGAUUUAAAUCUAAGUGUUCAAAAUACAAGAGAAAAGGAUUUACCUAUUAUUGAAGGUUGUCUUUAGUUAUUUAAGAUUUUAUGUGAUAAUAAAAUAUUAGAGAUAUCUAAAUAAAGUUUUGAAUAAUAUUCUGAAAAUGUUAAGAAAACAGUAGGAGUCAGAAUAAAUCCAAUUUAGUAAAAUGCUGGAUAUAUUUCAACUGGAUUAAGUAUUAUUGCAUUAUUAGGCAGAAGAUUUGCUUUUAAAUCUGUGAUGAGUUCUCCAAUCUUUGCAGCCAUUGGUUUUGGAUUAAUGUCAUUUAACUUUAAUUUUAUAUUUACUCAAUCCUGGUACUCAGAAGACAUUAUUUUAUCACAAUUAACUGUAAAUUAUAUUUAUUAUAAUAUAUAGUAAUUAGAAUCCUAAUUAAUUCUGCAAAUCAAUGAUUUAGAAAAUAAUCAUAGAAGAAUCAAUCAAAAAACAGCAACGAGCAUUAAAAAUUUUUUAAGAUCUUUGACAUCUAUUUGA